Molecule: messenger RNA, 1786 nt
Organism: Cylindrotheca closterium
Lineage: Eukaryota; Bacillariophyta; Bacillariophyceae; Bacillariales; Bacillariaceae
Source: the annotation of a GenBank genome assembly
AUGCCCAACCGUAGCUACAUCAAUGCACUAGUACGCUCUCUCCACGAUGAGAGUCAGGAGCACAACGUUGUCACGUUAAGAGACAUUGAACCUCCAACACCCAAAACUGUCCAGUGGACCCCACCAACCAACGCCCCUGCUAUUGCCACCACGCCUCGACUAUUUCCCAAAGAAAGUUGGCCAACUCCAACAUACGGUGCCCUCACAAGCCCCGCAGUCAGGGCCACCAAACGAAAAGCACGACGACUCACCAACCAGACCAAACAGAACAUGCAACAAAAAGCACCACGUUCCAAACCCCUGGUCCUAGCACCCAAACGCCGCAGCACUCGUACCACCAAACCAACCUACAAGAAAUCCGUCCAAGCCAAUGCCAGUAGCUUCAACACUCUAACUGACCCCCACUACUGCCUCCAUGGCACAGCCAUCAAUCCUGACACAGGCAAAGUAGCCGAAUACCCUGAGCUCCUCAAGUCGUCAGCCGGCCACGAAUGGAGCGACGCCAACGAUGAAGAAAUGGGACGCAUGUGCACUGGACUUAGACCAAAAUCCCACAUGCCUACAGGAACACAAACCCUGGAAUUCAUUCACCGCCGUGACGUCCCCAAAGACAAAAUUGUCACAUAUGUUCGCAUUGUAUGUGCCGAUCGCCCUGAAAAGGCCCAAGUCCACCGCGUCCGAUACACAUUGGGCGGCGACAAGAUCGUCUACCUCGGUAACAAGACCACCAAAACUGCCGACAUCCAAACCAUCAAGAUCCUUCUCAACAGCACCAUCAGCACCCCAGGCGCCCGCUUCGCCACCAUUGAUCUCAAGGACUUCUACCUUGAGACAGAUCUCCCAGAACCAGAAUAUGUCCGCAUCCCUGUCAGCGUACUAUCCAAAAAGAUAAUUGACCUAUACCACCUCCACGACAAGAUCCACAAAGGUUUUGUUUACUGCAAAGUCAAGAAAGGCAUGUAUGGGCUUCCCCAAGCUGGCAAACUUGCCAACGGUGAUCUCCGCCAAUACCUCAAACCCCACGGAUUCAUCCCAUGUGAACAAACCGCGGGCCUUUGGAAAGACACCACGUCCGACCUCAUGUUCUCCCUGGUUGUCGACGACUUUGGCGUUCGCUACACUGCCAAGUCCAACAUUGAACGACUCAUUACCGUCCUCCAAGGAAAAUACAAAACAUCGAUUGACUGGACCGGGUCCCGCUACAUCGGCAUGCAGAUCGAUUGGGACUAUGAAAAUGGAACCGUUGAUAUAUCCAUGCCUGGUUAUGUCGAACGAGCCCUACAACGCUUCACUCACCCAGCUCUCACACGCCAUGAAUCCUCUCCUCACGCCUGGAUUGCUCCGGUCUACGGAUCUUGCCAGCAAUUUGCUACCACCGACGAUUCCCCAUUUCUAGACGUCAAGGACCAAACGACCAUCUCUGAGGUUGUUGGAACCUUCCUCUAUUAUGGCAGAGCAAUCAAUCUCUCCAUGCUACCGGCCCUUGGCACCAUCGCUGCCCAACAAGCACAACCAACGGUCAACACUAUGAAAGCAGUCACCCAGUUUUUGAAUUAUGCCGCUUCCAACCCUGACGCCAAGGUUCGCUUCUAUGCCAGUGGUAUGCAUCUGUACAUAGAGAGCGAUGCCUCCUACCUCUCCGAAUCCAAAGCACGCUCGCGUGCCGCCGGAUACCACUACCUGGGCCCUGCUCCAACGGACCUCAAAAACAUCACACCGCCUCCGCGAAAUGGUGCCAUUUCCGUCCCAUGCAAAAUUCUCAAGAACGUCCUGGCAAGUGCUGCUG